AUGAAUUCUGUUAAUAAAGUGCUAGGUAUAAGUUCAACUUUAUCGAAGAGUUCGAGAUUGAUUUCUACGAGCGCUCGUUUAGGCGCUGACGAUGGAUGGUUUUCAAAGUUGUUGGUACGGAGGAUAGAGCCGACAAAGGAGUCCCACAGUCGUAUGCUUAGUGACAAGGAAAUAAUAUAUGCACUUCAUACACAUAAUAUAAGGCCUGAUUCUAUGGAUAAUUACUUGAAAAAUUAUAAAACUUCUGUGGAUUUUGUUCAUUCAAAAAAGGCAGACAUUGGCUGUGAGCUGGUAGGAUCAUGGACAGUAUCUGUAGGAGAUAUGGACCAGGCUCUUCACCUAUGGAGAUAUGUCGGCGGUUUUGAAAAAAUUGAUAAAGCCAAGAUUUUGUUUAACACUGAUCCUACUUACAAGGCUUUAGAGAAAGAACGCGGACAACUUGUUCGAUCACGCCACUUGCAAUACUUACUUGCAUUCAGUUUCUGGCCGACCGGUGAACCCCGCGAGCCCAGUAACAUCUAUGAGAUACGAUCUUACAGUCUGAAACCCGGUACUAUGAUUGAGUGGGGCAACAAUUGGGCAAGAGGUAUAACUUAUCGCCGCUCACAAAACGAAGCAUUCGCUGCAUACUUCUCACAGGUCGGCCGAUUAUACAAUGUUCAUCACAUUUGGUGUUACAAGAAUCUGCAAGCACGUCGGGAGACCCGAGAGCUCACGUGGCGUAACCCGGGCUGGGACGAGUGUGUCGCGUACACAGUACCACUUAUCCGCGAAAUGCACUGCCGUAUCCUGGAACCAACUGCAUUCUCCCCUACGCAGUAA
This is a messenger RNA of Arctia plantaginis, 822 nucleotides long. Lineage: Eukaryota; Metazoa; Arthropoda; Insecta; Lepidoptera; Erebidae. The record is from the annotation of a GenBank genome assembly.